CUCAUAGCUUCGGUAUCACGAUCAAAUAUGUUGCGUCGCAAACCCACCGCUAUAGCUAUAACCUCCGAAGACCUUGCGACUUUUGAACAAUCACGGCUCCGACAGCUCUCCAAAGAAACUCGUACCGAAGGCCAUGCCAGCACCAGCUCCAAUGUCAAUCUUGACCCCAGCGAUGAGCUCAAGCCAUUGCCAGGGGACAAGGCGAGAAUAGUCCGCUCGCGUGAAGAGCGCAUCGGCAUCAAUCGACGCAAUUAACUCUCGAAGGGUUUGCCCAACACGUUGGCUUCUCCUGGCUACCAACUCAUGCCUAGUAUUUGGGCAUCAUCAGCACUUCCUAAGACCAAGAGAGCCCCGAUUGGCAAUGAAUAAUUCGAAUGUCCUACACACAUCAAGGUUUAGCCUUGCGCAGGUCAAAUCCUCCUGCUACAAGUGCAUAUUUUACAGCAAUAUUAUUACCCCCACAACUUGCGCAUAACAUUUCUUAAAUCUAUUCUCGACGGCGUGCUUGGUUUGUAAUCUAUACUGCGAAUCUUACACUUUUCACUAUACCACGUCUCUAUUCCUGCCUGUCUCAUAAUUUCCUUAUGAUUAUAGUAUCAACUGGGAUCGUCAUAGAAUAGAGGCCACUGCAAGCCGAUGGAGAUUUA
Messenger RNA from Aspergillus costaricaensis CBS 115574, 647 nucleotides. Its product is annotated as CDC26 family anaphase-promoting complex subunit. Gene Ontology annotation, biological process: anaphase-promoting complex-dependent catabolic process. Gene Ontology annotation, cellular component: anaphase-promoting complex. The coding region runs from base 28 to 255 and encodes 75 amino acids. The transcript has a single exon. The record is from RefSeq and is a predicted model, not a curated record. NCBI's taxonomy places the organism in Eukaryota, Fungi, Ascomycota, Eurotiomycetes, Eurotiales, Aspergillaceae.